UUGUAAGUCACUUGCAACCGGAAGACCAACCUCUAGCUGUAGCUACCUGGUGCGCGUCUUCUACCUUGACGCUCAGGUACACAGAUUUGGUCGAAAACUUUGUUGAAACUGGCGUUUUUGGGCGAAAUUCAUACACGAAACGUUCGAAAUGGAUUACAAUAAAUAAAUGUGUACCAUAAAGUGGAGAACCUAGCAGUAAUUCGGGAGACGGCUGGUGGACGCACCGUGUAAACUGUGAGUAAUGUUAGUCAAUCAUGUCUGCUGGCACCUCCAGCAGCCUUACGCAUGGUUCAGGACGUGGCGCAGGCCACAGGCUUGGACCCAGCCGGAGCAACAGCCAGGGGUCAUCCUAUGAAGAGCGUUGUGUGGACCCAGUUGAAGACAGAGCACGAAACUCAGAGACAAAAGGAGUCCACAAAGCUGACCUGAAGGAUGCUAAUGGCAGACAGUAUGAGACCAUUGGCUUCAUUCCUGGCUCAGCUGAGCCAUCCACUGCAACCCAAACCUGCAAUCCAUGCGCUUCUCCAGGAAGCUGUAGGACUUUUAUAUGUAGCAUACUUACUUGCGGCCUGUACAGGGUCUGCCAGAACUCCAUCCUCGCUCCAUGCCUGGCACCGAAGGAGAGUUCACCAGAUGAACCAGAGAGGUUGAGUCUCCAAGCUAUGAACUCAAGAGACAACAAAGAAGAGUACACUGCAGAAGAACCCUGGCUGGAGGAUCUCCACAUUGCUGGAGUCAAAGUGGACAGCGCGAUAGAGUAUUUAGGUGCUAAAACCAAUCUUUCCACUUUGCCAUACGUGCCACCUCCUGGUGUUCAGACACUACCGAGCCACCAGUCCCUGCAUGAGUCUAUAAGGAUUGAUGACUGGGAGGAUGGGGAGGAGGAUGUGGACUCCCUGAUUACUAAGAAGCUGCUGGAGCUCUACUCUGAAUAUCAAAUUGAAGAACUGGCCCGGUGCACCUCUGACUCGGUGUUCCUUAAAAAGAGCAAGGCCAUCAACCAGCUCAUCAACUCACUGGCUGAGGAGCAUAAAAUGGAUGAGCAGGAGGCCGAGUGUCGGCUGGUGCGUGGAAUCAUCCGCAUUAGCACUCGGAAGAGUACGAAGAAGAGGCCACACAUCUCCAGGAAUGAGAGGACACUGUCGGACAGCGGAAACGAGACGAUGAGGGAGAGCGAGUCCUUUUCAGUGAGCAACAACAAUGACUACAAAUCAAAUCCCAAUAUCCAAAUAUCAGAUUUGACCUCCUCUGAUCAGUGUGCCAGGGAGAUUUGGCGGAACAAUGGAGGUCACACUUCUAGUUCCCCGACAUCAUACUCCACUUCACACACAGAGACAAAUUCUUCAGGUGUCCCGCUGAUCCGCACCUAUGUGAGAACAUGAUUCACUCACCACAUUUUUCUUUAUUUGUCAAACUGUGUCCAAAAGGUGACAUACGGGACGUCGAAAGGAGACCCUACUUGCACACAAGUGCCUGGCUGAGCCAAGCUGUUUGCAGAGACCGUGGCUUUGCUGUGGCAAAAAAGGAAAAUGUGAAGUUUCACAUUGUCGGAAGGACUUCAGUGAACUCAGGGCUCUGUGUGUAGAUAUUUCUGGUUCAUAAAUGUUAUGUUUGUGUUUGAAGGAUUGCUUAAUGGGGAGCUUGCCCUGCAGGCAGACGUCAUCAGCAGCUCUUAGGUGUUGUAUCAUACAUGUUGUAUAACCGUCCCCUCGUCCUUGAAGGAGUUAGGAUCCUAAGAGCUCGCUCUCAUUUUACUCUUAGAUUUAAAGUUUGUCGUUGGUGUUUCUGUUGUUUUGCACAUUUCACAUGCCUUCAUUAUCAUUGAUUUGAUUUGAUGAGUAUAUUUUUGCUUUCAGUUUUGUGGUUAUGUCGCAAAUAUAUAGUUAAUGAGUCUACAUAAUGUUCUGAUAGUUUCCAGAAUUUGAAUAAUUUCAGAUUGGCUAAGGGAAGCACCUGGUUGGUGUCACUGCAUACUUUCUAUGUAGAGGAAAAGUAGAGUUUUCAUUGUAACUGUAUUGUGUUUCGUUAAGUCCAAUUGGAAAUACAAGUUGAAGGCUGCAAAAAAAAAAGCCUUCACCUGUCUUUUUUUUAAUAUUUCAUAUCAUUAGUUAAUAUUCAGACAACAUGGAAUGUGUUUUUUGUUUUGUUUUUUUCAGAUCAGUUUAUUAUUUGUUUCAAAACAUGAAGUUUAUACCAAGCUGAUAACUCAGAAGCUCAUAUCUUAACUGUGUGUUGGAUACAUUUUGAUUGUGACUGUUUUACCGUUUGCUUUCAAUUAUCAAAUAUUAUAUGAGCCAGCGUGAUCUGCAGCUACACUUUAGGUUGUAUCGUGUGCCGUAACUUAUUAGCGAUGUUUAUCCCAAGCUGACUCAUGAAGUGAAGGUGUGUUUUCAUGACAACAAAUGUAAUGGCUGUAUUUACCCCCGGGUCCUGACGGGGAUUUUCCCAGCUGAGUCACUGAGUCCAUUUUUUUUUUUUCCCUUUAGCAUUAUCAGUUUAUGGUUACAGUUGUUAAGGAACAUAACUGUAGUAAUUUAAUACAAAUGGUAAACUAGUUCACGUAUUCCACACAAUGUGUCACCCACGAUCUGUUUUACUUGCAUGUGUAAAGAAUAACAAUUUUUUGUAGUCUUUCUGUAAAAUCUACCAGAAUACUUGAGGUUUUUGUAGAGCCCAACCCCAGCAUGGUUAGAAUGGAAUGAUGGGAAACUUGUUCUGGUUUGGACCAUGAAGGCCAAAAUUUAGAAGAAGUAAUGAAUUGCUGACUAUAUCUAUCGAACUAUACUUCUUACUUUACUGAAAGGGUUGAAUUGUCUGGUGAAGCCUUUUGCAUUUUGUUGCUAAUGACACAUUAUAGCUGUAGCAGAUCGAAUGUUUGGGUGUUUCUCUUUGUUUUGUUUUUUUGUUUUUCAGCAGAAAUAUGUUGUAUCAGGAACUAAUUUCUGAUAUCAGAUGUGUCUUUUUUAAUAAACCAAUAAAGAUUAUGAAGUGGAACAAAAACAG
This is a messenger RNA of Oreochromis aureus, 3003 nucleotides long. RefSeq names its product keratinocyte differentiation factor 1b (gene kdf1b). Lineage: Eukaryota; Metazoa; Chordata; Actinopteri; Cichliformes; Cichlidae. The transcript is spliced from 4 exons. Gene Ontology annotation, biological process: regulation of epidermal cell division; keratinocyte development. The record is from RefSeq and is a predicted model, not a curated record. Gene Ontology annotation, cellular component: cell junction. Bases 255 to 1382 code for a protein of 375 amino acids.